AUGCAGACCGUGGGGAUGUUGGAGCUGUGGCAGCUCUCGUGGUUGAUAGCCGCGGCCGGUGCGGUGCUCUCGUUCCGGAGUAGCUUCUGCCGGGGCUUCGUUCUGCAGGGAAAGAUGCGCACCCCCGUGGCUGUCGCGCAGCUCCCCGGACUCUCGUUGCUGCGCGUGGAGGUGCCCAAGAGCUACUGGACUUGGUUCUACCUCGUUGGAGCGCUGCACAGUAUCCUGAUGCUGGUUAUCACGGUCUUCUGGCAAGACACCGAUGCGGUUCAAUACGCCCUGCAUCUCGCACACCCGUCGGCCGACCAAGAGCUGAUCUUCAUCCAGCCACACACCAUCGCGUUCCUGACGCUGUUCUCAAUCCACACGACGAGGCGGUUCCUGGAGUCCCUCCUAAUCACGGAGUUCGGGGAUGCGAGGAUGCACGCCUGCAUUUUGUUCGUAGGCACCUACCACUACGUGGCGACGGUCCUCUCCGUUCUCUUCGACCCGGACUCGAUUGUGGCGCACGAGUUCACGAUGUUGCGUCUAUCGAUGGCGGGACUUGGUGUCGUCUUGUUCAUUGUUGCGUCCGACCACCAGUCGCGCUGCAACUACCUGCUAUCGACGCAGAAGCGCGUCAACAACAUGAGGCACGUGAUCCCUCGCGGCGACUGGUUCGAUAUCGUUCGCAGCCCGCUCUACACGACCGAGAUCAUGCUAUACGCAGCAUUUAUCUUGGUGACUGGUGGUUCGACGACGAUGCUGUACCUCGUGUCUGCCUGGGUCGUCGGGAACCAGGUGCUCCUGGCGCACAUCAGCUCCCAAUGGGUCGAGGACAAAUUCCGCGACCGCCUCGACGAGCUGCCCAAGUGGAAGCUGCUGCCCUAUGUGUGGUAG
This is a messenger RNA of Phytophthora sojae, 879 nucleotides long. Its product is annotated as putative 3-oxo-5-alpha-steroid 4-dehydrogenase/steroid 5-alpha-reductase. Gene Ontology annotation, molecular function: 3-oxo-5-alpha-steroid 4-dehydrogenase activity. The transcript has 2 exons. Gene Ontology annotation, biological process: polyprenol catabolic process; dolichol-linked oligosaccharide biosynthetic process. NCBI's taxonomy places the organism in Eukaryota, Oomycota, Peronosporomycetes, Peronosporales, Peronosporaceae. Bases 1 to 879 code for a protein of 292 amino acids. The record is from RefSeq and is a predicted model, not a curated record. Gene Ontology annotation, cellular component: endoplasmic reticulum.